Molecule: messenger RNA, 1316 nt
Organism: Momordica charantia (bitter melon)
Lineage: Eukaryota; Viridiplantae; Streptophyta; Magnoliopsida; Cucurbitales; Cucurbitaceae
Source: RefSeq, a predicted model, not a curated record
CAAACCCAUUCCCAAAACCCUACUGCCUUUUCCCCUAUUCUUCGAACUCCUCGCCGUUUCUUCGUUUUCGUUUUUCUUACUUGUUAUUUCUCCCAACUCUUCGCCAUUAUUCUCCACUUUCAUCCUUCGUUCCGAUUUCGAUCGUUGCUACUGAGGAGGGCGUUUCAGAUUCAAACCACUGACCAUUAUUGCAUAUCCACAACGUGCUCUAGGGUUUUCUCAUUGGGAUAAGGAAAUUGAUAGAAUUGUGGUUAUUUCAGUGUGAAUGAUAUGGAUUGUGUAGAGAGUUUUAAGCAAUCUAAGGUGCAAUUAGAGGUGACCCAUAAAGAAACUGAUGUCAUCCCUGAUCGCAGCGACUCUCAUUCUUCAUGUGCCUCAGAUUCGUCACAAGAGUCAGCUGUUAGCAGCAUUUUCCAGACUAAUCCUCCUGCUCUUCAACCAAAACCAGAUGUUGUCGAGUCUCCGGUAGCUACGCAGACAGCGGAGGAUUCGACCCUAGAUUGUAUUAAUAGAAUCCGGAGUUCAUCCCGGGGCUCUUCUCAAAUUCGAUUAUCGGGGGCACUCGGAAACCAUGACCCAAACCGAAUACCGGUAUCGAUCUUCUCUGGUAAACCUUCAAACCCAAUGGAAUGGAGCACUGCUUCGAAUGAAUCAUUGUUUAGUAUUCAUGUGGGGAACAAUAGCUUUUCAAGGGACCACUUCAAUUUCUUUAACAAGUCUGGAGAAUUGAUGACGAACCCUGGUUUAACCCAAAAUCCAUCCAACCAGCUGCCUCCUUUUGUUGAACCAGCAAGAGUUGAGAGCAAAAAGGAAAUCACCGCGAAGCCAUGUGUUGAACCCUUGACAUCAACUGGACCUCAAAUUCCAGCCAUCUCAGUUCAGAGUGCAACAGAAGAAGUCUCGACACCUAUGGAUGAUCUUAGGGGUCGCCACAGUGUAUCAAAUGACAGCAUGAACAGCUCCCGUUCGUUUCAGUUCCCAGUAUUGGGAGGUGAAGGUGCAACACCAACAACAGCCAGCUCUGUCUCAACAGACUCAUGUCCGACACAGCAGCCGGUGGCAAAGCAGCAAUCACUGAAGCAGCAAUUGCCCGAGCAUCAAUCUCCAUCUACUGAAGCGACCUCAGCAUCGCCGACCGCAAGUUCGGGUUGGUUUUCCUGCUUCUCUUGGUGUCGACGUCGGUGAAUGUACUACUUCUUCUGCUCACAUCUCUUCCUCUUCAUCACAUAAAAAUCUACGGGGAUGGUAACUCUACAUUCUAGUAAAUUAGGUGAUGGCUCUAAUCUUCGUGGGUUGCAAUAGUUACAUACAGCAGA